This is a messenger RNA of Prinia subflava (tawny-flanked prinia), 5765 nucleotides long. RefSeq names its product agmatinase (gene AGMAT). The record is from RefSeq and is a predicted model, not a curated record. NCBI's taxonomy places the organism in Eukaryota, Metazoa, Chordata, Aves, Passeriformes, Cisticolidae. Gene Ontology annotation, molecular function: metal ion binding; agmatinase activity. The transcript has 7 exons. Bases 1162 to 2343 code for a protein of 393 amino acids.
ACCUUGCCUUGGGGAUGUGUUUUGUAUUCUCCUGCGUGGUGAAUCACUGGCUCCUCCUGGACAAUGGCUGAUACCCCCUAAUCAUCACAGGGUAACCCGUGCUCAGGGUUCUGCUCCUUGUUCUGGUGCAGCAAAGAGCACAGAGCCUGGGGAAUUGGGGGAAAUGAGCUCUUGAGGGGAAAAACUGCCAAAAAAACCCUUUGUAACAUUGAUCUGACCCAACCAAAGUGUGUGCUGCUGUUUCUUACAUUACUGAGCUCUUACAGCAUUUCUGCUGCCUUUGCUUUGUGUGUGCCUGGGUCUGGCAGUGAGUCCCAUGCCCUGGACACUCUGUGGAGCCUUUUGAGGAGUAAAUGCUGUUGCUGUGUAGUGGAUCUCUACUCUGAGCCCUUUUUCUGCCAUGAACACCAUUCCUGUGCCUUUCCCUCUCUCUCCAAGGUCCAGUUCUCUAUACAAUUAGGGAACAGAAUCAGGGGCUGGAGCCAUCCUGUACCAAGUGUUUGUAUUUACCCAGCCAGGGUUUUAUCUGUGCUGAUGAACUCCACCCAUUGGAAACUUGCUCCACCCUGGAAACUGUUUCAGUUCUGUCCUCAAAAAUGGCCUAAAAUGCUUGUCCUGCAGCUUGUCCCUCUGGUCCUUAAAUCCCUGUUAAUGCUUCCCCUGUGCUUGCAUUUUGUUCCCCCGUGGUUCUGCUGAGGUCAGACUUCUCUUUUGUCUUCUUUCCUUUCUGCCUUUUGCUAACAAGACAUUUUUAUGAUUCUUCAGCACUCUGGGUGCUUUUGUGGUGUGCAGUUUAAAAGUACAGGCUGUUAAUGCAACAAAUGCUGCCGUGCUGUCUGCAAAUGCCUGAGGGGAGCAAACUGGGACAUCUCCCAGCUUGUCCCUCCUGCCCUGUCCCGCUAAUCCUUGCACAAACUUUUGCCCCUCGCUGCCGUGUUUGUUCCCAGUGUUUGCCAGGACUGUGCCAUUGGGAAAAGGGGUGGCUGGGAGGGUGAAUGUGAGGACUGGGCUGGAUUUCUGCCCUUCCCCGGGCAGUGCAGUGUCCGGUGCACUUUGAUCCCUGGACGGAGGCUUGGCAGAGGCAGCUGGCGCUCUGCCCCGGCUGGGAACGGGCUCCACAGCACCCCUCGCUGCAUUCCCAGUGGGACAGAGGGUGGGAGCAUGUGGGUCAGGAUGAGGCCUCUGCUCAGGGCUGCCUGCAGCCAGCUGCUGCCCCGGGGAGCUGGGCUCUGCGCUCCCAAGCCGGCUGUGACCACUGUGGUGACCACUGUGGUGACCACCUCACACCACAGCCCGCGGCCCCCGGCCCUUCCGGCCACCUCCAGCUCCCCAGCCAGUGCGCCUGCAGGGUUCCUCCAGCCCCUGGUCCCAGGGAGCAGAGCCCCCAGCCGCUGCAGCUCGCGGUUCAACGUGCCCCCCAGUGCCCUGCUCGUGGCCCGGCCCGUGGGGGUCUGCUCCAUGAUGAGGCUUCCCGUGCAGGCGUCAGCGGAGGGGCUGGACGCGGCGUUUGUCGGUGUCCCGCUGGACACAGGCACCUCCAACCGGCCGGGAGCCAGGUUCGGCCCGCGGCAGAUCCGCGCCGAGUCGGCGAUGGUGAGGCGCUACAACGGCAGCACCGGCGCGGCUCCGUUCGACUCCCUGCGGGUGGCCGACAUCGGGGACGUGAACAUCAACCUCUACAACCUGCCCGACAGCUGCCGCCUCAUCCGCGAGUCCUACCAGCAGAUCGUGGCCUCCGGCUGUGUGCCCCUCACCCUGGGUGGAGAUCACACCAUAACAUACCCAAUCCUGCAGGCCCUGGCGGCAAAGCACGGUCCUUUGGGGCUGGUGCACGUGGAUGCUCACACCGACACCGGGGACUCGGCCCUGGGCGAGAGCAUCUACCACGGGAGCCCGUUCCGGCGGAGCGCGGAGGAAGCGCUGCUGGACCGCGGCCGCGUGGUGCAGAUCGGCAUCCGAGGCUCCUCCUAUGACCCCGAUCCCCACAAGUACUGCCGGGAACAGGGUUUCCGGGUGGUCCCGGUUGAGGAGUGCUGGAUGAAGUCCCUGGAGCCGCUGAUGAGGGAGGUGAGGGCGCAGAUGGGGGACAGGCCAGUGUACCUCAGCUUUGACAUCGACGGGCUGGACCCCGCCUACGCCCCGGGCACCGGCACCCCCGAGAUCGCCGGGCUCACACCUGCGCAGGCUUUGGAGAUCAUUCGUGGCUGCAAAGGCCUGAACAUAGUGGGGUGUGACCUUGUGGAAGUUGCACCAAUGUAUGAUGUCUCUGGCAAUACAGCCCUCCUGGGGGCAAACCUACUGUUUGAGAUGCUGUGUGUCCUCCCAGGAGUGAAGACACUGUGAGGGCAGUUCCCACCUGCCCUGGGGCAAUGCUACUCUGGUCCUCAGCCAGGCUUUCUGUGUCCCCUUCCCUUCAGCCAGCUGCAGCCAGCAUGGGCUUUGCAGCAUGAAAUAAAUGCCAUUUACCACUACAAAAGGUACUCUUAAGCUGGGAAACUGAAGGGAACAGGCUGAACACCCCAUUUAACUGGGGUCUGGAGCUUUGGAAUUGGCCUAGGGAAGGGAUAGAUGAGGCUAAUGCCAUUUUGCCUCUGGAAUGGUUCCCCCAGCUCACAGAGCUCCUGGAAAAGCCGUCACUGGUAAAAGGUUUGUCUAAUCAGGAUGUCACAGCAGGACAAUGAACGUAGAAGAAGGGAGGACAUGAAGGGAGCCUGAGCCUCCUGCUGAGAGUAGGGAGAUAUUUGACUAGAUUUCCUGCUCGUGGAAUAACCAGGAGUUUCCUGUGGCAGGAACGGUUUAAUGCUCCUGAAAUUUCUGAGAGGACAUGGAGGUGAGGUUAGUUUGUACACAGAGACACAGAGCCAUCCUCAUCACACAUUAAAAUAGUUUAUUUUGGUUGCGAACCUGUAAUUGUCUUAAAACAAAAUGACAUCAGUGCCUGUUCACAAAUACAAAAACAAAACAAAAACCGAAAACAAAAACCCCCCAAAAUAAAAAAGAUAAGUUUGCCAAAUAAGUUAAUUCCCCCCCUCCCAGUAUCAAAAGUGCAAAAUAGGUACCUAGUUCUCAGUCCUACUUGUCAGGCUGCGCUCGUGUCCUGGCUCCUGCUUGCUGUGGGUGAAGGGCAGAGACAGGGAAAGGGAGGAGUUUGGGAACAACCUCCACUCUGGGGCCUGUCUGCCUUCGCCUGAGCUCCGAGCACUGUGCCAUCGCUCAGAUCUCGCUAGGAGAGUGCACUAGGACCAAAUCUCCUCAGUCUUUGGGUUACAAAUCACCACGGGUGGGACAGAACCGCGAGUGUUUGGGAAAUGAUGGGGGGGACGGCUCACGGCUGCUGGGAGAGGGCAGAUCCCGGGAUCAGCAGCUCUGACCUUGCUCUCGAGGCAGCAAACACCUGGAGUGCCACACUGGCACUGCAGCCAGCUAAACCAGGGGUCAGAGCAGCUUGGCUUUUGCUUCAACCCUGCAAAAGUUUCCAUAAAAAUCCAGGAGCUGUGCUCCUGCCGAGCUGCAGCUGGCACAGGUGGACUGAUGCGAGCACUCCCUCAGCUCAGCCCUGGCUGAAAGGGGAGGUUACCUGUGCUAAAAAGAAAAUAAACCCAAGGAUUCUGGCAGCGUGCAACACACACAAUGGAUGCGAAGGCCAUAAAGCCUUCUCCCCUUCCUCAGGGUGGGGCUGAAUUCCUUGCUGUAGCAUAACUAGGCACUUUUUUUUCAUGAGUUGAGGGUUUUCUCCUUGUUUCUGAUCAGCUGAAGAGACAGCAGAGAUCCAGAGAGCGUUCUUCUGCUAUUGCAAAUGUUUAAGACAUUAUGUGGAGCCUUCUGCUGGGCUAAAACCUAUUCUAGCCACAUCCUGCAUGGCAAGCUGUGGGAAAAGUGCAGGAGUGCUGUGGUGAUUGCUCCAGCCAGGUGGAAAUGAAGUCUAGAAGCACCAGGCUGGUGUUUCACUCCCUCUCUGCUCUCUGUCAGAGCUGCCUGUGCACCCUCACAGGAGCUUCACAAGAGAUCCUGGGCAGGGAGAAGACCUCACCUUCCUUCCCUCCACUUUAGUGCCUCAUUCUGCGGCUGAGUGCACUGGGCUGGAAUUAAUUAACCUCGCGUGGGGAUCGUUUGCAGCAUCGCAGCCUUUAUUUGAAGCAGUUUUACAGGGGAUCUGUGGGGGUUGGGGUGUGCCAGUCUGCUCCCGGGAUGGGGAAAUGCAAUGAGGCAAGGCUCUGGGAGCAAUUAGGGCACGGAGGGAGUGCAGUGACUGGAACAUUCCCAAUUCUGUGUGGGAUCUGCAGCUAGCUCAGGGGUUGGCAGAUAUCCCUACUGACUGGCUGCUCUGCUAAGAUGGUAACUAAGGUGGCAAGGGCAGAGUCUGGAAUUAACACCACUGUCCACUGAGUGCUCUGUGGCUCAAGGGACACUGGUCCCCACCCCUGUGCUUUGGCAGUGCCAGUGCCUGAUGGUGCCACAGGGCUGCAGAUCCACGGAAGGAGCAGGCCUGGGUGCCAGUGUCAGCCCUGGAGCAGUGAAAAGGAAGAACAAACCUCACAGGAUUUCAGUCCUGGCCACAAAGAGAAGCCCUGCUGCCUCACUCGGUCACUUGAGGAGUGUUAAGAUCCACGAGGCUGCUGCUUGUCCUCCCUCUGCCCUACCCAGGGCCACCUUUUCCCUGGGGUGUUGGAAGCGGCUGUUGAGGCACUGCUACAGCAAAGCAUCGUCCAAACCCAGGGCUGUGCAGCUGCUCUAACCUCCCACACCCCCAGCACUUCCAAAAGACCAAAGAAAUACCCAAGCAAACAAACACAAAGCCACGGAAGCAGCCUGAGUGUGGAGAAAUGGAGGUUGGGGCAAGAAAGAAACGGGUGAGAGGCUGAAACCCAAUGUCUCAACCCCCAGACUAAACCAAAGGAGCUUCACACGCACGCAACAGUCUGAUGAUACAGCACUUCUGGGGCAACAUUUCAAGAAUACAAUCAUUGAAGGAUGAGGUUCCUGGAUACAAAGGAAGGUUGGUUUGUACUACAGCUGGAAAAGUGUUUGCAAGGAGCCCAGGUGACUCCCUGGCAGCUACGUAGAUUUUUUUACACAUCUACUGGCUCAUAGCAGCUCACGCCUACAAUCUGAGGACGCAGGUAAAGUUAUGGCUCUAGGAUACAUCAUCUAAAAUCAACAGAAGCAGAAAAGGCAUCUGAAAAAUCGACGUGACAUUUAAAUGGCUCAACACUUUGACAGUAUUUUACGGCCUUGCCCUUUCCCUCCCUGUUAUGGUUCAGCCAGUGAAGCUGCAGGUGGAACCAUGACACAGGAGCAUGAAACAUGCAGAUCGCCCACGAGCCCGCACCACAGGGGAGUCCCAGCUAAGGUUUGCUACGAGGGAGAUGCUCCUGGCCAGAUUCUGCAUCACUUACCAUGGGGAAAGCCGAGAGAGUACGACUGCCUGGCGGGAGGAGGCCUUUCACAAGGGCAGGGCCUGGAGAGUCUGCAGGGUCUUGCCAGAGUUACACCAUGCACCAUGGGCUAAGCACACGGGGACGGGGAGGGAGAACCGCGACCCAGCCCACGUCACUGACCGCGCCUGGGGAGUCACGGAUUUCUUCAACCGAGGUAAAACAAGAGGUAGGAUGGGGGAGACUCGGGAAGCAGAUGUGGCAGGACGAGAGGGGCAAGACAGAUUUCUUGGCUCUUCUGUUGUACGGCGUCUGAACGCACGGCGGGGCGGUGGAGGGCGCACGGAUGCGCUCGGUUGCGCUCCGGACGCGGGAGGUGCGUUCUGGUUG